Messenger RNA from Colossoma macropomum (tambaqui), 2180 nucleotides. RefSeq names its product serine threonine kinase 39 (gene stk39). Gene Ontology annotation, biological process: protein phosphorylation. Gene Ontology annotation, molecular function: protein serine/threonine kinase activity; ATP binding. Bases 260 to 1780 code for a protein of 506 amino acids. The record is from RefSeq and is a predicted model, not a curated record. The transcript is spliced from 18 exons. Lineage: Eukaryota; Metazoa; Chordata; Actinopteri; Characiformes; Serrasalmidae.
UUCGCGCAUCCGUCUCAUUCUCCCUGAAUAACUUUUCUAACGGGGUAAGCUGAAGAGGAAGCCCUAAAACAGAUGUUUAGGCUGUAUUUGCUGAGCAGUUUGGUGUCUGGGCGGUUCUCCUGCCGUUUCUCUAGCGGGCAGUAACCCUCCCCGGCGGUGUACAGAAGCUGAGGCUGAAGCUGCUGCUGUGUGGAGGUGAAAGUGCCAAUAAACGGAGCUCCGCGCCGUUAGCCUAGCAUAGCAGCCCAACCGCAGCAUCAUGGCGGAGCAAGGCGAGUCUCCGGCUCCCGGCCAGAAUCCGCAACCAGUGCUCACAACCAGCUGGCCGAUUGUCAAGGAGGCGUACGAGCUGCAGGAGGUUAUAGGCAGUGGGGCCACAGCAGUAGUCCAGGCUGCUCUCUGCGUCCCUCGACAAGAGCGUGUUGCCAUCAAGAGGAUCAACCUGGAGAAAUGCCAGACCAGCAUGGAAGAACUACUGAAAGAAAUCCAAGCAAUGAGCCAGUGCAACCAUCCAAAUGUAGUGACCUAUUAUACCUCAUUUGUGGUGAAGGAUGAGCUUUGGCUGGUUAUGAAACUCCUCAGCGGAGGAUCAGUGUUGGAUAUUAUAAAGCACACAUGUAGCAGAGGCGAGCACAAAAAUGGUGUUUUGGAUGAACCCACGAUAGCUACCAUUUUAAAAGAAGUUUUAGAGGGUCUUGACUAUCUGCACAAGAACGGACAGAUUCACAGGGAUGUGAAAGCUGGGAACAUCCUGUUGGGAGAAGAUGGCUCAGUGCAGAUAGCAGACUUUGGUGUGAGUGCAUUUCUGGCAACUGGAGGAGAUGUAACCAGACAUAAAGUUAGAAAAACGUUUGUGGGAACUCCGUGCUGGAUGGCUCCAGAAGUGAUGGAACAGGUACGAGGUUAUGACUUCAAAGCUGACAUUUGGAGCUUUGGAAUUACUGCCAUAGAACUGGCUACUGGAUCGGCACCCUACCACCGAUACCCCCCUAUGAAGGUCUUAAUGCUGACGCUGCAGAAUGAUCCCCCAACUCUAGAAACAGGAGUAGAGGACAAAGAGAUGUUAAAGAAAUACGGGAAAUCUUUUAGAAAACUAAUUACUCUGUGCCUUCAGAAGGACCCCGCUAAGAGGCCGACUGCGUCAGAACUUUUGAAAUGUAAAUUUUUCCAAAAGGCCAAGAACAGAGAGUACCUGGUUGAGAAGCUGCUUUGUAAAGGACCAAAUAUAAGCCAAAGAGCCAAAAAGGUGAGACGAGUGCCCGGAUCAAGCGGUCACUUGCACAAGACUGAGGACGGAGACUGGGAAUGGAGUGAUGAUGAGAUGGAUGAAAGGAGUGAAGAAGGGAAAGCAGCUGUUAAUCAAGGAAGGUCACGGAGGGUCAAAGACGAAAACCGGGAUGGGGAAGUGAAUGCCAACAAUGUCCCUAUAGAAGGCCUGUCCAUUCAGCAUCCCCAGGUUCAACCAUUGGAAAAAAACCCAAGCACUCAGGGUGCUGUGAACAUGGUCCUGAGGCUAAGGAACUCGAGGAAGGAGCUGAAUGACAUACGGUUUGAAUUCACUCCAGGACAAGAUACUGCUGAUGGUGUUUCUCAGGAGCUAUUUUCUGCUGGUCUGGUCAAUGGCCAUGAUGUUGUAGUUGUUGCUGCUAACCUUCAGAAGAUUGUAGAAGACCCAGUUACCUAUAAAGUGUUGACCUUUAGGCUGGCAUCCGGCUGCGACAGCACAGAGAUUCCAGAUGAGGUGAAGCUGAUUGGCUUUGCCCAGUUGAGUGUUACCUGAUGGCCUGUCUGUGACUGAUGAGGAGGAAGAGGAGAGGAGGAGGGAGGAGGCCCUGUAUGAAGAGACUGAAUGCCACAGGAAGAGUAGACUGGGUUUAGUACCAACCUCCAUGCUACUCCUACACGCUCACAACUCCAUAUCCUCUCACUCACCUCUUUCCUCCUCACAACCACCUUCUACCCUUCUCAAUAAAGUUAGCAUCGCUCAAUAUCCCAGACAUACAACCUCCCCUCAGCGCGCACACAUGCACUUCCCUAAGCCUCCCCCGGCCUAAAUGCUGUCCCCGCAAUGCCUCUCAACAACAUUCCAUCACCCACUUCCCCAAGUACAGAGCAGAACUCAGCCCUGCUAACUCUUGAUGCUCUCAGGUGGCAAUAGCUAGUGAUAAAAAAAAAAAAAA